AUGUCGACGCCGUGGCUGGCGUAUGCGCUCGGGGCGCUUGUCGCGCCUGCUGUGGCGCUUGCGCGGGCGACGCUGUACCUCAACACGGGCAUCGUGCCUACGGCGAACCCUGUAGAGAUUAGCCUGCCGGACCUCAACAUUGUCCUGUCGCAGCACCUCGGCGUGGAGGCGCAGUCGCUCCCGCUGCCGUGCGCGGAGCGCACCCAGCCCGAGGUGUGGCACCACCUGCCCGAGGACGGCGCGCUGUACGACGCGUCGAGCCUGUUUGAUUCCCCGGCCAAGGGCGGUAUCAUGGUCACGUUCCACGGCCUCGAGGACGAGGAGGCGCUGUUUGGCGAGUCGCUGCGUGCGACGCACGUCGUGCCGCACGGCGCCUCUGGCACGAACUACGACGCACUCGCGGAGCUGUACGCGACAGUGACGAACGGCGUCAAGGACGCCGCGCACCACGCGGGCGACGCCCUCACACGCUUCCACGCCGAGCUCGGCGCGCUGCGCCGCCUCGCGGACGCCAACGUGCCGAUCAACCUCGAUGCGGUGUACCAGCUGCGCCUCUCGGCCCUCGCGGAUGUCCGCAGCGAGUACGGCGCCAAGUCGCACGUCUUCCAGGAGGCCAAGGCGCAGCUGCAGGCGGUGAUGGAGCGCCUGACGCAGCGCGCGCUUGCGGGCGCCGCGCCGCUCGCGCUCGUGCACGCCGCAUCGCAGGGCCACGCGCGCCGCGGACUCGAGACGCGCGAGGCGCUCCUCGCGCCGUUUGCCGCGUCCACGACGCGGCUCGGCGGCGUCGUUGCGCCGCUCAACGGCUCGCUGCCCGACGCGGGUGCGUGCCACCUGUCCAAGGAGUCGCUUGAGCGGGCGACCGUCAAGUGCUCCGGACACGGCUCGCCCAUCGAGACGAGCAAGGGCGGGAAAAAGUGCUGGCGGUGCGCCUGCACGCCGACCAAGAGCGCACAGCGCACCUUGUACUGGACUGGCGCCGCAUGCGAGAAGCAGGACGUAUCGUCGCUCACGCUCCUCAUCGGCAGCACCGUCGCUGUGCUGUUCGUGUCGGUGGUCGCCACCGUCGCCCUCCUCUACAACGAAGGCAGCCGGGCGCUGCCGGGGACGCUCGCGAGCAUUGCGCCGCCCUCGUAG
Messenger RNA from Malassezia japonica, 1134 nucleotides. RefSeq lists its product as uncharacterized. The coding region runs from base 1 to 1134 and encodes 377 amino acids. Gene Ontology annotation, cellular component: endoplasmic reticulum. Lineage: Eukaryota; Fungi; Basidiomycota; Malasseziomycetes; Malasseziales; Malasseziaceae. The transcript has 2 exons. The record is from RefSeq and is a predicted model, not a curated record.